Messenger RNA from Saccostrea cuccullata (small rock oyster), 597 nucleotides. RefSeq names its product receptor-interacting serine/threonine-protein kinase 4-like. The record is from RefSeq and is a predicted model, not a curated record. Gene Ontology annotation, biological process: protein localization to ciliary inversin compartment. Gene Ontology annotation, cellular component: ciliary inversin compartment. Gene Ontology annotation, molecular function: protein binding. Bases 1 to 597 code for a protein of 198 amino acids. The transcript has a single exon. NCBI's taxonomy places the organism in Eukaryota, Metazoa, Mollusca, Bivalvia, Ostreida, Ostreidae.
AUGAUAGAUAGUCUCAAUAAAUUUGGAUGGAGGCCUGUGCAUUAUGCUGUAAAAGGCGGAAAUGUUAACAUUUUACAACUUUUGAAAAACAAAGGUGUCACUCUCAAUGUAACCACAGAGAAGAAAGAAACGUUACUACAAAUUGCAUGUUUGUGUGGUAGAUACGAGAUUUGUCAACAUCUACUGUCAGUAUGCUAUGACAACCUCAAAAGCGUGGAUGAACAGGGAUGGAAUGCUGCACAUUAUGCCGCACAAGGAGGGGACAUACGCAUUCUACAACCUCUAUCAGACCACAUGCUUUCACUUAAAGAGACCACACAGGAAAAAUGUACUAUUCUCCAUAUUUCGUGCAGGAAUGCCAAAUACGAUAUGUGCAGACACAUACUUAAUGUGUGUCCUGAAAUCCUACAUGAUGUCAAUGAGUUUGGAUGGAAUGCUGCACAUUAUGCUUCACAGGGAGGUGUUGUUCGAAUUUUACAGCUUCUAACUGAAAAGGGGAUUUCCGUUAAAGCGACCAAAGAAGAUAAAUGUACCAGUCUUCAUAUUUCUUGUAGUAAUGGGAAUUAUAAAAUGUCCAAUAUUGUCGAGGUAUCCUGA